UGCGAGUUCUGUAGUAAGUACAUCCUCUGCCACUUCACCAGAAUGUAUUUAGCUAAAAACUGAAAACCAUAGUGUUAUUAGUUUUCAUCCGUGAGAAACAAGCGACAAUCUCCCCUGAUGUUGACUGGAUGUAGAAAUCUCUCUUGGACAUUUUUCUCGCUCACCAGUAGAAGACUUUGGCCUAGACAGAGUUUUACGUCCCGAGCUGCUCUGUGCUCUUCUGCCUUUUCAUCCGUCCUUCAUUCUCUUUCUUCAUCUACCCACAGUCAUCACUUCCUGCCUAGCACACAAAGCUCAGCUCGCCUUCCUCCAUCUUUUAAUUUCUCCUCAGCUCAUUCGUCCGGUCUGAUGGAGUUAAAGGAAGUUCUGCAGGUUUUGGAGCAGCUUGCUCCACUGUCGCUUGCAGAGUCUUGGGAUAAUGUCGGCUUGCUGGUGGAGCCGAGCAAACCUCGGCCCGUUAAGACCAUUCUUCUAACCAACGACCUCACAGAUGCCGUCAUGGAGGAAGCAGUGGCUGUGAGCUGCGAUCUCAUUAUUUCGUAUCACCCGCCGUUGUUUCGGCCAAUCAAGCGUCUGGUUCAGAAAGACUGGAAGCAGCGGCUGGCUGUGCGGGCCGUGGAGGCUGGCAUAGCGGUCUUUUCCCCUCACACUUCAUGGGAUUGCGUGAAAGGAGGCGUGAACGACUGGCUGGUUGGAGGACUUGGCAGCGGUCAGGUGUCGGUGUUGAGUCAGGUUCUCGGCGCCGCCUCCCACAGUCACAAACUGGAAUUCACGGUCAGAAGCGCAGAGGAACUAAACAUGAUCAUGGAGGAGCUGAAGGCUUGCGACAGUGGAACGACCCUACAGCAUUCAGGCAGCAGACCAGACAGCAGUGGUAUCCAUGUCAGCGUAACCUGUUGUGACUCAGCGCUGACCCCGAGUGUCCAGGCUCUGUUAGGACACAGCACUCCCAGCCAGUCUCUCAGCAUCGUGAAGUUAGAAAAGCAUCCUCUCCUGGGCCACGGCCAAGGCCGACGCAGCGUUUUGGACCAGCCGGUGACUGUCGGAGCAGCCGUCCAAAAACUGAAGUCCCACCUGGGUUUGAGUCACCUCCGUUUGGCUGUGGGGUGGGGGCAGACGCUGGAGUCCUCUGUGUGCACUGUGGCUGUAUGCGCUGGGUCAGGGGCCUCAGUACUGAAUGGAGUCAAAGCGGAUCUCUACGUCACAGGGGAGAUGUCCCACCAUGAAGUGCUGGAUGCUGUGGCAAAAGGAACCAGCGUGAUCCUCAGUGACCACAGCAACAGCGAGCGGGGUUACCUGGCUGUGUUCAGGGAGAGACUAGCCGUGCGCCUGCCCGAUAGCGUAACAGUGGUCCUGUCGAAGGCUGACAGAGACCCUCUGGAGGUCGUCUGACUGACUCUUGAUUGGAAGUUGCAGUAGUUUUUCUGAAAGAUUACUUGUUAUCACAAAUAUGUGUGACAUUUUUGCCCCCCCUCCCCAUUUUUAAUAUGCAGGCCCUUUACGUAAGGCUAUCCACUGGCUGUGCCUUGAAAGUAUUGUUAGAUGCUGUUGUAUUUAUCAUGUCUCUCUGGAAGGGUCUUAAUAAAAUGGGCUGUGGUUGAUCAAAA
This is a messenger RNA of Oreochromis niloticus (Nile tilapia), 1607 nucleotides long. RefSeq names its product NIF3 NGG1 interacting factor 3-like 1 (S. cerevisiae) (gene nif3l1). Gene Ontology annotation, cellular component: mitochondrion; cytoplasm. The record is from RefSeq and is a predicted model, not a curated record. Lineage: Eukaryota; Metazoa; Chordata; Actinopteri; Cichliformes; Cichlidae. The coding region runs from base 118 to 1392 and encodes 424 amino acids. The transcript has 7 exons.